AUAAUGUGAAACAGGCAUUUUUUUAAACUGACGUAUUAAAAUUAAUUUCUAAUUUACCAAGCAAUAUUUAAUAUUAUCUGCUGAAAUAGUAAGCCUUAAAGGCUUUGACUAGUAAAGUUGGGUAUAAUCUAUUAUGAAAAGAAUAUUUAUUGAAAGUUUUUUAGUAAAAAGAAACAAUGUUUUUAAGCAGUAUUAGCAAGACUGUGGUAUUUGUUUUUUCACUAGCUUUAGCUUCUAAUAUAGUCUACAAAUUUUAUCACAAAAAGAGGAAGAAGGAUACACCUGAUAUAAAUGAAGUUAUUAUGUUUUGUAACGUCGUCUCACCUUUAAAACAUAGCAAGUAUUCACGAAGUAAGAUAUCACACAAUUGCGAUCGUUUGUUACACUACAUAAACUCUCCUCGAUACAGUGUAGAUGUUUGCAUGUAUGUCUUGACAAAUCAAGACAUUAUAAAUAUUCUUUUGAAACUGCAUAUUCGUGGAAUUAAAGUUCGUUUGAUAUUGGAUGCCGAUAUGGCAUUUGCAAGUGGUACAGGAAUAAAACGAUUCGAUAAACUUGGAAUACCAGUCCGUUGGAUGAAGUCGACUCAUAUAAUGCACCACAAGUUCUGUUUGAUUGACACAUUGCAUCUAGAUGUUGAAAACGAAGAUUGUACCCCAUUGAUGAUUAUAGGUUCAUUAAAUUGGACAAACCAAGCUGUGACUGGCAACUGGGAGGACGUAAUAGUGACUUCACAGAAAGACUUAAUUAGACAAUAUCAGAGUGAAUUUGAGAAAUUGUGGUUACAAUUUAAGCCAAUUGUAGAUAGUAGAUUAAAUAAAUUUUAAGAAAAAAAAUAGUCUAAAAAAUUUGGUGGGUACUUAUUUCUUUUAUUAACACAAUAAUCAUAGUACUCUGUGUAUAUGUUUAGUUAUUUUUUAUUUGUUUUUCUCAUGUUUGACUAAUUUUUAAUUAAAACUUGACUAUUCAGUUACUGAUUAUUUUUGAGUUACGAGUAAACAGCCAUUAAAGCUAUUCCGAUAAGUCACAUACACAACUUCCAAGCAUAUGAAACAUUGUUUAUAGAGAUGCUUUUGAAAAUGCAUCACAGACAAUUUGUCUAUCCAUUACCAAAAUGAAUCAUUCUUGAAU
Molecule: messenger RNA, 1131 nt
Organism: Nymphalis io (European peacock)
Lineage: Eukaryota; Metazoa; Arthropoda; Insecta; Lepidoptera; Nymphalidae
Exons: 1
Coding region: 177-827 (216 amino acids)
Biological process (GO): piRNA processing
Cellular component (GO): mitochondrion
Molecular function (GO): RNA endonuclease activity producing 5'-phosphomonoesters, hydrolytic mechanism
Source: RefSeq, a predicted model, not a curated record